AAUGUCUGUGUGUCCAUGGAACAUGCGACAACGGGAUAGACAGUGACGGGGCCUGCCUUGCAGGCACAUGCAGAGACAGGUCCACUGGGAGACUCUGUGACAAGCAGACCUCAGCCUGUGGGCCUUACGUCCAGUUCUGUCACAUCCACGCCACCUGUGAAUACAGCAAUGGGACAGCCAGCUGUGUUUGCAAAGCAGGAUAUGAAGGGGAUGGAAUUCUCUGUUCCGAGAUGGACCCUUGUGUGGGAUUAAUCCCAGGAGGCUGUAACCGCAAUGCAGAAUGCAUCAGAGCUGGCGUGGGGACGCACUCCUGCGUGUGCCAGCAAGGGUGGACAGGGAAUGGGAGAGACUGCGUGGAGAUCAACAACUGCCUGCUGCCCAGUGCUGGCGGCUGCCACGACAAUGCGACCUGUUUGUAUGUGGGUCCCGGACAGAACGAGUGCGAGUGCAAGAAAGGAUUUCGAGGAAAUGGGAUUGACUGUGAACCAAUAACUUCAUGCUUGGAACAAACUGGGAAAUGUCAUCCAUUGGCAACCUGUCAGUUUACUUCUUCUGGUGUCUGGAACUGUGUUUGUCAGGAGGGCUAUGACGGAGAUGGCCUUCUGUGCUAUGGAAAUGCAGCAGUGGAAUUGUCAUUUCUCUCCGAAGCAGCUAUAUUUAACCAGUGGAUAAAUAAUGCUUCUCUACAACCCAUGCUGUCAGCUGCCUCAAACCUCACCAUCCUUGUGCCCUCCCAACAAGCUAUCGCGGACCUGGACCAAGAGGAGAAAACCUUUUGGUUGUCACAGAGCAAUAUUCCAGCCCUAAUAAAAUACCAUACGUUACUAGGCACAUACGGAGUGGCAGAUCUGCAGACCCUGUCAUCUUCUGACAUGCUGGCAACAUCUUUGCAGGGCAACUUCCUUCACCUGGCUAAGGUGGAUGGGAAUAUCACAAUUGAAGGAGCAUCCAUCAUCGAUGGUGACAAUGCAGCCACGAAUGGAGUGAUACACAUCAUCGACAAGGUGCUCGUCCCCCAAAGAGGUCUAACUGGCUCCUUACCAAACCUGCUCACCCGGCUGGAGCAGAUGCCCAACUAUUCCAUCUUCCGGGGCUACGUCAUUCAAUAUAAUCUGGCGAACGCAAUCGAGGCUGCCGAUGCUUACACAGUGUUUGCCCCAAGCAACGACGCCAUUGAGAAUUACAUCAGGGAGAAGAAGGUCACAUCUCUAGAGGAGGACAUACUCCAGUAUCACGUGGUCCUGGAAGAGAAACUCCUGAAGAAUGACCUGCACAAUGGCAUGCACCGGGAGACCAUGCUGGGCUUCUCCUACCUCCUCGGCUUCUUUCUCCGCAAUGAUCAGCUCUAUGUAAAUGAGGCUCCAAUAAACUACACCAAUGUAGCCACUGACAAGGGAGUAAUCCAUGGCUUGGGGAAAGUUCUGGAAAUUCUGAAGAAUAGAUGCGAUAGUAAUGACACUACUAUUGUACGAGGAAAGUGUGGCAAGUGUCCCCAGACGCCAAUCUGCCCAUUCGGAACUAAACCAUUAAGUAAUGAGACGAAGAAAUGUAUCUAUACCCUCUAUUUCAUGGGAAAGAGAUCCCUGUUCAUUGGAUGCCAACCAAAAUGUGUGAAAACCGUCAUUACGAGAGAAUGCUGUGCUGGCUUCUUUGGACCCCAGUGCCAGCCCUGCCCAGGGAAAGCCCAGGCUGUCUGCUUUGGCAAUGGGAUCUGUCUGGAUGGAGCUAAUGGCACAGGCGUGUGUGAGUGUGAAAAGGGCUUCAGCGGGACGGCCUGCGAGACCUGCACUGAGGACAAGUACGGCAUCCACUGUGACCAAGCAUGUUCUUGUGUCCAUGGGCGAUGCAACCAAGGACUCUCAGGUGAUGGCUCCUGUGAAUGUGACGUUGGCUGGCGAGGAGUGAAAUGCGACACUGAGAUCACUAAAGACGACUGCAAUGGGACAUGCCACACCAGCGCCAACUGCCUUCUCAAUCCGAAUGGCACUGCCUCGUGCAAAUGUGCAGCAGGAUUCCAAGGGAAUGGGACAGUCUGCACAGUGAUCAACGCCUGUGAGAUCAGCAAUGGAGGCUGCUCUGCCAAGGCCUACUGUAAAAUAACCACCCCAGGAAGCCGGGUGUGCGCGUGCAAGGAGGGCUAUACGGGUGAUGGCAUCGUGUGCCUGGAAAUCGACCCAUGUUUGGAGAACCACGGUGGCUGUGACAAGAAUGCAGAGUGCACGCAGACAGGACCCAACCAGGCCGUCUGUAACUGUUUGCCAGCCUACACUGGAGACGGGAAGGUCUGCACGCGCAUCGACGUCUGCUUAACCAAAAAUGGCGGCUGUAGUGAAUUUGCUGUCUGCAAUCACACUGGACAGGAAGAAAGGACUUGUACCUGCAAGCCAAAGUACAUCGGAGAUGGGUUCACCUGCCGUGGCAACAUCUACCAGGAGCUUCCCAGGAACCCAAAAACUUCCCAGUAUUUCUUCCAGUUGCAGGAGCAUUCCAUGAAAGAACUGGUGGGCCCAGGCCCCUUCACCGUGUUUGCGCCUUUAUCUGCAGCCUUCGAUGAGGAAGCUCAGAUUAAAGACUGGGCCAAACAGGGCCUCAUGCCCCAGGUUCUUCGGUAUCACGUGAUCGCCUGCCACCAGCUGCUUCUGGAAAACCUGAAAUUGGCCCCAAAUGUUACUUCCCUCCAAGGGGAGCCAAUUGUCAUCUCCGUCUCUCAGGACACUGUGUAUAUAAAUAACAAAGCUAAGAUCAUAUCCAGUGAUAUUAUCAGUACUAAUGGGGUCAUCCAUAUCAUAGACAAAUUGCUGUCUCCACAAAACUUGCUGAUCACCCCCAAAGAUGCCUCUGGAAGGAUUCUGCAAAAUCUUACGACAGUGGCAGUAAACCAUGGCUACAUCAAAUUUAGCAACUUAAUACAGGACUCGGGCUUGAUGAGCGUCAUCAGUGAUCCUAUCCACACCCCGGUCACUGUCUUCUGGCCCACGGACCAAGCCCUCCAAGCCCUACCGCCUGACCAACAAGAUUUCCUGUUCAAUCGAGACAACAAGGACAAGCUGAAGGAGUAUUUGAAGUUCCACGUGAUCCGAGAUGCCAAGGUUCUAGCUGUGGAUCUCCCCAGAUCUGUUGCCUGGAAGACCCUGCAAGGUUCAGAGCUGAGUGUGAAGUGUGGAGCUGGCAGUGACAUCGGCGAACUCUUUCUAAAUGGCCAAACAUGCAGAAUUGUGGAGCGGGAGCUGUUGUUUGACCUAGGCAUAGCCUAUGGCAUUGACUGUCUGCUGAUCGAUCCCACCCUGGGGGGCCGCUGUGACACUUUCACUACUUUCAGUGUCUCGGGGGACUGUGGGAGCUGUGUCAGUACUCCCAGCUGCCCAAGGUGGAGUAAACCAAAGGGUGUGAAGCAGACGUGUCUCUACAACCUGCCGUUCAGGAGGAGCGUGCAAGGCUGCCGGCAGCAGUGCGUCCUGGUGAUACAGCUCCCCAGGUGCUGCAAGGGCUACUUCGGGCGAGACUGCCAGGCCUGCCCUGGAGGACCGGAUACCCCGUGUAAUAACCGGGGUGUCUGCCUGGAUCAGUACUCAUCCACAGGAGAGUGUAAAUGCAACAUUGGCUUCAAUGGGACGGCGUGUGAGCUGUGCUGGCCGGGGAGAUUUGGACCUGAUUGUCAGCCCUGUGGCUGCUCAGACCAUGGACAGUGUGACGAUGGAAUCACGGGCUCCGGGCAGUGCCUCUGCGAAACGGGGUGGACAGGCCGCUUUUGUGACAUUCAAGCAGUUUUGCCCCCAGAGUGCACACCUCCUUGUUCUGCUCAUGCCACCUGUAAGGAGAACAACACAUGUGAGUGUAACCUGAACUAUGAAGGUGACGGAAUAACCUGCACAGUUGUGGAUUUUUGCAAACAGGACAACGGGGGCUGUGCGAAGGUCGCCAAGUGCUCCCAGAAGGGCACAGAAGUUUCCUGCAGCUGCCAGAAGGGCUACAAAGGGGACGGUCGCAGCUGCACAGAGAUAGACCCAUGUGCGAAUGGCCUCAAUGGGGGGUGCCAUGAGCAUGCCACCUGCAAGAUGACUGGCCCGGGCAAGCACAAGUGUGAAUGUAAGAGUCACUACGUGGGAGAUGGGCUGGACUGUGAGCCGGAGCAGCUACCCAUUGACCGCUGCCUACAAGACAAUGGGCAGUGCCACGCAGACGCCAUCUGUGCCGACCUCCACUUCCAGGACACCACUGUUGGGGUCUUCCAUCUACGCUCCCCACUGGGCCAGUACAAGCUGACCUUUGACAAAGCCAGAGAGGCCUGUGCCAACGAAGCUGCAGCCAUGGCAACCUACAACCAGCUCUCCUACGCACAGAAGGCCAAGUACCACCUGUGUUCAGCGGGCUGGCUGGAGAGUGGGCGGGUUGCCUACCCCACAGCCUACACCUCUAAGAACUGUGGCUCUGGUGUUGUUGGGAUAGUGGACUAUGGACCUAGACCCAACAAGAGUGAAAUGUGGGAUGUCUUCUGCUACCGGAUCAAAGAUGUGAACUGCACCUGCAAGGUGGGCUACGUGGGAGAUGGCUUCUCGUGCAGUGGGAACCUGCUGCAGGUCCUGAUGUCCUUCCCCUCACUCACAAACUUCCUGAUGGAGGUGCUGGCCUAUUCCAACAGCUCUGCCAGAGGCCGGGCCUUUCUGAAACACCUGACUGACCUGUCCAUCCACAGCACCCUCUUUGUGCCACAGAACAGCGGGCUGGGGAACAACGAGACCUUGUCUGGGCGGGACAUCGAGCACCACCUCACCAAUGUCAGCACCUUUUUCUACAAUGACCUUGUCAACGGUACCAUCCUGCACACCAGGCUGGGAAGCCAGCUGCUCAUCACCUCCAGCCAGGACCAGCUGAAGGAGACCAGGUUUGUUGAUGGAAGAGCCAUUCUGCAGUGGGACAUCUUUGCCUCCAAUGGGAUCAUUCAUAUCAUUUCCAGGCCUUUAAAAGCACCCCCAGGUCCAGUAGCUUCAAGGCGCACUGGCUUGGGAACGGGCAUAUUCUUUGCCAUCGUCCUGAUCACUGGAGCCAUUGCUCUGGCUGCCUACUCUUACUUUCGGCUAAACCGGAGAACAAUCGGCUUCCAGCAUUUUGAGUCAGAAGAGGAUAUUGAUGUUUCGGCUCUUGGCAAGCAGCAGCCUGAGAAUAUCUCGAACCCCAUGUAUGAGAGCACAACCUCAGCUCCCCCAGAACCUUCCUACGACCGCUUCGUGGACUCAGAUGAGCAGCAGCUCGAGAGCGGUGACCCCUUGGGGGCACUGUGA
Molecule: messenger RNA, 5279 nt
Organism: Galeopterus variegatus (Sunda flying lemur)
Lineage: Eukaryota; Metazoa; Chordata; Mammalia; Dermoptera; Cynocephalidae
Gene: STAB2
Product: stabilin 2
Exons: 47
Biological process (GO): cell adhesion
Molecular function (GO): hyaluronic acid binding; calcium ion binding
Source: RefSeq, a predicted model, not a curated record